AUGGCCCCCUCCGCUGUGCAAGACGUUGCCUCCUCUGUGGAGCAGCAGCCCAUGAGCAAUCAGACCAAACCUCUGGCCGGAAAGGUCGCCCUCAUCACCGGCGCCGGCCGCGGUAUCGGCCGGGGCAUUGCCCUGGAGCUCGGCAAGCGCGGAGCCAACAUCGUGGUCAACUACGGCCGCAGCUCCAAGCAGGCCGACGAAGUGGUUUCGGAACUGUCCAAGUUGGGCUCCAAGUCUGUCGCGCUGCAAGCCGACAUCAGCAAGCCCGAGGAAGUGGCCAGCCUUUUCGACCGAGCGCUCGAACACUUUGGCAAGAUCGACAUCGUCAUCUCUAACUCGGGCAUGGAGGUCUGGUGCGAGGAGACUGAAGUGACGCCCGAACUGUUCGACCAGGUUUUCAACCUGAACUGCCGCGGCCAGUUCUUUGUCGCCCAGAACGGGCUUAAGCAUUGCAGCCAGGGUGGGCGCAUCAUCCUAACUUCGUCCAUUGCUGCGCAGAUGGCGGGAAUUCCCAACCAUGCCCUGUACGCUGGCUCCAAGGCCGCUGUUGAGGGGUUCACUCGCUCCUUUGCUGUCGACUGCGGCAAGAAGAAUAUUACUUGUAAUGCUAUCGCCCCUGGAGGUAUCCAGACCGAUAUGUUCGACGAGAAUAGUUGGCACUACGUUCCUGGUGGCACUAAGGACAUGCCUAUCGAGACAAUUAAAAAUGGGUUGAAGAAGAUGUGUCCCCUCGACAGAGUUGGUGUCCCGGCCGAUGUAGGAAAGGCUGUGUACUGCCUGGUCAGUGAUGAGGGUGAAUGGAUUAACGGACAAGUUAUUCGAUGCUCUGGCGGGGGUGUUUAA
Pseudomassariella vexata is the source of this 843-nucleotide messenger RNA. Its product is annotated as versicolorin reductase. Bases 1 to 843 code for a protein of 280 amino acids. The transcript is spliced from 2 exons. Gene Ontology annotation, molecular function: oxidoreductase activity, acting on the CH-OH group of donors, NAD or NADP as acceptor. The record is from RefSeq and is a predicted model, not a curated record. Lineage: Eukaryota; Fungi; Ascomycota; Sordariomycetes; Amphisphaeriales; Pseudomassariaceae.